Molecule: messenger RNA, 2838 nt
Organism: Girardinichthys multiradiatus
Lineage: Eukaryota; Metazoa; Chordata; Actinopteri; Cyprinodontiformes; Goodeidae
Product: RING finger protein 223
Exons: 5
Coding region: 695-1567 (290 amino acids)
Biological process (GO): protein ubiquitination
Molecular function (GO): ubiquitin protein ligase activity
Source: RefSeq, a predicted model, not a curated record
CAGUCUGCAAACUCUGCAGGAACCUUUGGAGCCGUUUCCUGCUUUUAAUCAUCAGUUUUAAUGUUGAUCUGUAAACCAGCAGAGCUUUACUGGAAGCAGACAGGACAUCAAAUCUGGAUCCAACAAACCUGCAGUUUGGUACAAGGAAGGAGAUCAGAACCGGUGAUAUUCAGACGGAUGAAAACUUCAUGGACGUUCCUGGUUAAUGGAUCCACGGAGCAGUUCAUUCAUCUUUGUUGCGAUAUCAUCCAAACUGUACACAGGUUUUGCGCAGUUUUUAGCGCCUGUUUUUGGAACUGGUCAGAAUAAAGGGAACAAAAUUAGCACGUCCACAGAAUCGUUUUCAAAAAGUUUCAGAAGAGGUCAAAUUGGACCAAAUAAACCUGGACUUUAAGUUACUGAGCUUCAGUGCGCAGCUUUCAUUUAGGAGAGCUGGCAUCAGAUGCUUGAAGCUAAACAGAAAAACAACAGAACUGUGGAAAUCUGGAGCUUCUAGAUGAUGUUUGAGGAGUGGUGUGUAAACAUCAGGUCAGGACUGCGUGGGAACGUAUUUUUAAAGAAACCAUCAUGGUGUGAAGACUUCUGUUAACAAACCACUGAUGCUUCCUGUCCCUGCCUGCUGCCGAAGCCUAAAGUUCCUCGUCCAUCCACCCGUUUUCUUCCCUGGAUCUCUAAUUUCUUCUCUUGACCAGUUAUGAAUCCCUAUGGAGAUGCUUCUGGAUUUUCAAGCACUCCGUAUUCAGCCUCCAAUCUUACUUAUUCCUUUGAUCCACCUAAGCCUCCAUUUAUCCAGACCAACCACAGCUCUCUGCCACCUUCUCCAGUCGUUCAUUUCCCAUCAGAUGAUCAUGUCCGAACAUCCAGCUCCACGUUGCCACUCCCAGCUUUCAGUCCCACAGCAUCAUCAACCAUAGAUAACCCCUACCCUCCUCCCACUGCCCUCCACUCCCAUCAGGUCUCCAUCCCAUCCCCGGACCUCCAGUCAUCUCCUCCCCAGACCGAGUGCUUCGAUGAAAACUCUCCAGAUCUGGAGUGCGCCAUCUGCUUUAGCCAGUUCAACAACAUCUUCCGUUGCCCCAAGAUGCUGAACUGCAAACACACCUUCUGCCUGGAGUGCCUGGCACGCAUGAACGUCAAGUCAUGUGAGCCCAGCGCCAUCCAGUGCCCGCUGUGCCGCGGCCUGACUCCACUGCCUCCCCUCGGCCUUCCCAAACUGGCCACAGACUCGGACGUGCUCUCCUACCUGCCGGCCGCCAUGCAGAGGGUCUACAGCAUCCGCUUUAUCCGCAACAAAGGGAAGCUGCAGGUCAAAAGGACCACCGAUGGUCCGGGGCGGCAGGGCCGCAGGUCGGUCACCUCUCUGAGGUCGGUGAACCGCUCUCUGGACGUGGGACUUCCCAGCCCGUCCUCAGGGGACGGCGGCAGGCAGUCCACGGGUAUUGGCGGUGCUCUGUUCCGGCUCACAGGCCGGCCGGGGUGCCGGGCCUUUCUCCUGACCUCUGUGGUCUUGAUGAUGGUCCUCCUGACAGGAGUCAUCAUCUUCCUGCUCACCCUGAGGCGCAACUGACUGCGAGUGACUUUACAUAACUUCCUGUCUGCCUUUUACAUCUGAUUGGAGGACAACACAUUAAACCCAUCAAGGAACUUCCUCCUUCUUCAUCAUGAAGUUCAGCUGAUCCAGAUUUGCAAGAACUCAGAAUCGUUGAUACAGAACUUUGAAGUUGCCGAUGCAGAAAGAUUUUUUAUUUAAAUUUUAAAUCAUAGAAACUAACGUGAGCUGGGAAGCGGUGGACCCUGAUCAUCUAGUAGAUGGUUGAUCAAAGUCAGUCUAGUUUCCUUCCAGCUGAAGCUAUAAAUAGCAAACAUUAAACCACUGAUCUGCUUCCACUUUAUCACUUCAGGAAUGUUUCAGGUUUGGAAGAUGUUUUUAGUUUCUUUACCUCGCUUCAAACGCAGCACUUUGUUCUUCAAGUUCUCCUACUGGUUGGUUCUGGCACCGGUUCCUUUUACAAAUGAAAACUCAGAGACAGACUGUUGUUUAUUGACUCUUUUAAUCAAAUGUUAAUGGAAAUCAUGCAAACGAGCUGAGCUCCAUCUGUUCUGUGACCUUCAGACAGAGGACCACAGAGAACCUGUGAACUGGUUCCUCUGUUCAGUCAAACUACUUAUUACCUCAACCUGCACAGAUGGGUCUCUCUCUGCAGAUCUGUGAUUUGCCUGCGUAUUAAAAAGCAUCAAUGCAUCUGUUCACAGAAAUGUUCCAGUGACCUUUAUGUCUGAGGUCAGUGGCGAAGCUGCAGGGAAAACGCUUCUCUUUUGGCUUCUAAAGUCUCCUCCUUCUUCUUAGUUUGGUUCUCUGACGUUUCUAACCUAGACAGGUUAGAAUGGUUUCAAUUGUUAAGAUGAACUCAGGGUUUGCACCCUGUGUGGUUUUCAGAGCGUUCAGACUGCUGCAGGGGUCUUGGAGAUGCAGGCUGAACCGGCCUGGUGCCAGAAUCAGAAAGCCCGUUUACAUUCUGUAUGUUGAACCCUGCUUGAUUCAGUUUCAUCUGACAUUAAAAUAGUCCCAAAUGAACAUCUGAGUCGAAGGGUUUCUAAAGUAACUGUUUUGAAUAUCAAAUGUGAUCUAAAAUCAGAAACCAGCUUCAUUGUUGGUUCUGAAUGGGGGUCUGUUCCACUCUGGAUCCUAAAACACUGUGUACUGUCCGUCCUGUUUUUAUCUUGUCUGAGGCUCCGGCCUGUCUUACUGUGCACUGGAAAAUAAUGUUUUAUGUAUUUAUGACUCUUAAAAUAACUUUCUUCUGUAUUAAAUCUAAAUAAAGUUCAGAAUGAAUGCUA